AUGAAGAUCAGAUGCUCCAAAAAGAAGAAACUGAAGAAUCAAAUCCCUCAACAUCUAGUGAUGGAGAUUUUAGCGAGGUUGCCUGCGAAAUCGGUAGCUAGGUUUCUUCUAGUAUCCAAGUCAUGGGCAAACCUUAUCACCGGUCGAGAUUUCAUCAGAUCAUUCGAGACUAGGUCUCGUUCGUCUCAGCCUCGACUCCUAGUCUGUUUCAUUGGUCGAACUAAACCAAGUGAGCGCCAAUACUGCUACUUUUACUCGUCGUAUUCGUCAUCAACGACUUUUCUGUCACGUGUUAAAUGUCCCCGUGACGAUCCUGAAGGCUUUUCCUGCCUUCCUCAUUACGCUAACGGCUUUAUAAGGAUUGGAUAUGGUGAAAAGAAACUCGUAUGUAACCCUAGCACCGGUAAGUCCAUAACUUUACCAAGAGUCAAAAGCGUCAAUACGGUCUCCAAAAGUUUGUUCGGGUAUGAUCCAGUUAACGAAGAGUACAAAAUAUUAUGCAUGACGAAAAUAUUGCGUAACGGUGAUAAACCCCAUUCACGAUAUGAAUAUCAAGUACUCACACUGGGGGGAGCUGAUGAAAAGUCUUCAUGGAGAAUGAUAGAAUGUAGCAUUCCACACCUUUUUUGCUGUAACGCUUAUGUGUGCAUAGAUGGUGUUGUUUACUUCGUUGCUAAAACAUUUGGUGACUUGUGCUUGAUGAAAUUCGAUCUGAGGUAUGAAAAGUGGGAUCUUCUUACUAGGUUAUCCUCAGACAUGUCAAGUGUAGGUGCUGAUUGCACUUUGAUAAACUAUGAGGGGAAAGUAGCCAUAACCACUAAUACUAGCGGGGAUACAUUUAAUGUGUGGGUUAUAGAUCAGACUGCUCGAGAACCUGGAUGGUUGAAGAAAAGUUUUACUAUUAAAUCCUGGAAAUUUUUAUCUAAGUUAAGCAUAUCUGGCUCUACUCACACGGGUGAGUUUGUUUUGGCACCAAGGUACUAUUCUCAUGACUUCAAUGUUGCACUUUACAAUCCCAACACGAAUGCUUUGAGAAAAAUUAAGGUUGACGUAACGGGAGGCAACGAGUUCAAGCAUGGUCGUCGUACCAAAGCAAUGGUUUUUUGGGACUACGCUGAGAGUAUUAGGCUUUUGUAG
Messenger RNA from Raphanus sativus (radish), 1137 nucleotides. Its product is annotated as F-box protein At4g11590-like. The transcript has a single exon. Bases 1 to 1137 code for a protein of 378 amino acids. NCBI's taxonomy places the organism in Eukaryota, Viridiplantae, Streptophyta, Magnoliopsida, Brassicales, Brassicaceae. Gene Ontology annotation, molecular function: protein binding. The record is from RefSeq and is a predicted model, not a curated record.